AUGAAAGGGAAGCUUAAGGGAGCUGAACAAGGCCACAGUCUACUCAAGAGAAAGAGUGAAGCGCUGACGAAACGGAACUCUGAUUUUUCUUUCUUACUAGAGAUCACACGGCGAAUCGAUGAUGCUAAACGGAAGAUGGGCCGAGUGAUGCAGAUUGCUGCCUUCUCCCUCGCCGAAGUAACGUACGCGGUUGGUGGUGAUAUCGGCUUUCAGGUUCAGGAGUCUGCCAAACAAGCUCGCUUCCGAAUCAGGACAAAACAGGAGAACGUUUCUGGUGUCUUGCUUCCUCAGUUUGAGAGCCUGACUACAGAUGGUAACAAUGAUUUUGGCUUGACAGGCCUUGGAAAGGGCGGGCAGCAAGUUCAGCGAUGCCGUGAAACUUAUGCAAGGGCUGUUGAGACACUCGUGGAGCUUGCAAGUUUACAAACCGCUUUCGUGAUUCUGGAUGAAGUCAUCAAGGUGGUGAAUAGACGAGUGGCUAUUUUGACUAAUAUACAUGCAGAUAUCAACUCAGAACUUGAUGAACUGGACCGUGAAGAGUUCUACAGACUCAAAAAGGUAAUUUAUCCUCUUUUGGCUAAGAUGCAACAGUUACUGAAUUAUGCUAUCCAGGUUUCCAACAAGAAACAGAGGGACACUGCGGCUUUAGAUGCCGAGAUUAAGGCCAAGCAGCAGAAGCAAGGGGCCAGAAACAAAGAAGAUGGAGCAGAACCAAGUGACAUGCUGGCAGAUGCCGAUGAAGAUGUUAUAUUUUAG
This is a messenger RNA of Trichophyton benhamiae CBS 112371, 756 nucleotides long. RefSeq lists its product as uncharacterized. The record is from RefSeq and is a predicted model, not a curated record. NCBI's taxonomy places the organism in Eukaryota, Fungi, Ascomycota, Eurotiomycetes, Onygenales, Arthrodermataceae. Gene Ontology annotation, biological process: vacuolar acidification. Gene Ontology annotation, cellular component: vacuolar proton-transporting V-type ATPase complex; fungal-type vacuole membrane. The transcript has 4 exons. The coding region runs from base 1 to 756 and encodes 251 amino acids. Gene Ontology annotation, molecular function: proton-transporting ATPase activity, rotational mechanism.